UUUUUUAUUCCAUAAUAUUACAUAUUAGCAAGAAGUUGUUAUUAAAACACUUUUAAAUAUAAUUAUGAAUUAAAUUUGAACUGAAUUCUAUUAAAAUUCUCUAAAAAAUGAAUCACUUACUUAAAACCUCAAUAAAAGCUUUAAAUUUACGACUACCAAAUAAAGUGGUGAAAAUAAGUCAUGUGGAUACAAUGUUUAGGCGUAAUUUUGGUUGUGCGACGCAACAAUACAAAAUUCAGAGGCAAGAGACGAACAAAAGGCAGUUAAACAAAUUACCAUUACGAUAUAAUUCAACUGCGGUCGCUUCUGCCACUGCGGCUUCCAUUGAUCCUGGUUUCUUUGCCAGUUUUUAUCAGUCUCUAUCGACUAGCACACCAGUGGCUUACGUGCAACAGGGUCUAAUUGAAAUACACGAUUUCACCGGUUUACCCUGGUGGGCCUCCAUAAUUGCAACAACGUUUCUAUUUCGUUCGGUAGUAACAUUACCUUUAACCAUUUAUCAACAUAAAAUAACUGCCAGAAUAGAAAAAAUUUCCCUAGAAAUGCCGGCCAUAGUUGAGGAGUUGAAAAAAGAAGCUGCCAUGGCCAUGAGAAAAUUUAAAUGGACCGAAAAACAAACUAAAAUAGUUUACCAAAGAUCUAUUCGUAAACAAUGGAACAAAUUGGUGGUGAGAGAUAACUGUCAUCCUGCCAAAACAUUUAUUGUUUUAUGGGGUCAAAUACCCUUGUGGAUAUUUCAAUCUAUGGCGUUGCGUAAUAUGGUCAGUUUGAUGCCUGAUCCCACUUCACUGCAAGCUCAAAUAGUAGCUACAGAAUUGACUAUUGGAGGUUUUGGUUGGAUACCCAAUUUAACUGAAGUCGAUAAUUCGUAUAUAUUACCUGUUGCUUUAGGUCUUAUAAAUUUGGGAAUUAUAGAGAUGCAAUCCAUGAUGCGUACACGACCUGCAACACGUUUUCACAAUAUUAUAACAAAUGUAUUUCGUGGUCUUAGUCUUGUUAUGGUACCCGUUGCCUGCUCUGUACCCUCUGCCCUAACUGUCUAUUGGGUAGCUUCUAGUUCCUAUGGUUUAGUGCAAAAUCUUUUACUGGCUUCGCCACAAGUUAAACGAGCUUUCGGUAUACCCAAGACACAAAGUGAACUGGAAAAUCCAUAUGAACAUUUGUGGUCGAAAAUGAAACAACGUGUCGGUUUGGAAAAACUGCCAGUGGAGGAAGUCAAAGUGGUAGAGAAAUUAUCAGAAACUAAAUCGACUACGGGAAUAAAAAGGAAAUGAAACUGGUGGAGUUGCAAUAUAUGAGGUUACCUUUUUAUAAGUUUAGUGUUAGAACUCAACAAAAGUUUGUAAUGACUAAUAAAACGUUUUUAAAUUAUAA
This is a messenger RNA of Lucilia cuprina (Australian sheep blowfly), 1374 nucleotides long. RefSeq names its product cytochrome c oxidase assembly protein COX18, mitochondrial. Gene Ontology annotation, cellular component: mitochondrial inner membrane. The transcript has 3 exons. Gene Ontology annotation, molecular function: membrane insertase activity. Gene Ontology annotation, biological process: protein insertion into mitochondrial inner membrane from matrix; mitochondrial respiratory chain complex IV assembly. Bases 108 to 1274 code for a protein of 388 amino acids. Lineage: Eukaryota; Metazoa; Arthropoda; Insecta; Diptera; Calliphoridae. The record is from RefSeq and is a predicted model, not a curated record.